Messenger RNA from Sceloporus undulatus (fence lizard), 4316 nucleotides. It is a transcript of the gene TPRA1, whose product is annotated as transmembrane protein adipocyte associated 1. Bases 39 to 1199 code for a protein of 386 amino acids. Gene Ontology annotation, biological process: G protein-coupled receptor signaling pathway. The record is from RefSeq and is a predicted model, not a curated record. The transcript has 10 exons. Gene Ontology annotation, cellular component: plasma membrane. Gene Ontology annotation, molecular function: G protein-coupled receptor activity. NCBI's taxonomy places the organism in Eukaryota, Metazoa, Chordata, Lepidosauria, Squamata, Phrynosomatidae.
ACCCUUUUUCCUGCCUUUCUUCCUAGAACUGUGGCAGGAUGUCUCUAUUGGGGACGUCUGCAGAGAGGUUCUCGUGGUAUGACAAUGUCACUGCCACGCCUGCCACUACACUGGUGACUUUGCUGGACAAUGUGACUUCUGUUCCCUUGACAACGGCACAGUUCUUUAAUGACACCAAUGUUACAGUACCACACAAGUGCUUAUUGUUGUUGUAUGAAGACAUUGGGACAUCCAGAGUUCGUUACUGGGACCUUUUGCUGCUUGUUCCCAAUGUGCUUUUCUUUGGGUUUCUUCUUUGGAAGCUGCCUUCGGCCAGAGCCAAAAUCCAUGCCACCUCCAGUCCUAUCUUCACCACCUUCUACAUAUUGGUUUUUGUAGUAGCUGUGGUUGGGAUCGCUCGGGCCGUUGUCUCUAUGACAGUCAGCGCAUCAACAGCUGCUACAGUUACAGACAAGAUCCUUUGGGAAAUCACAAGAUUUUUCCUUCUAGCCAUAGAGCUGAGCAUGGUGAUCCUGGGCCUUGCAUUUGGUCACCUGGAGAGCAAAUCCAGUGUCAAGCGUGUAUUAGCUAUCACAGCGGUGCUGUCUCUGGCUUAUUCUGUCACUCAGGGAACUCUGGAAAUCCGGUAUCCUGAUGCCAGACUCUCAGCAGAAGAUUUCAAUAUCUAUGGCCAUGGAGGAAGGCAUUUCUGGCUUGCAAGCUCCUGUUUCUUUUUUCUGGUAUAUUCAUUCGUGAUGAUGCUUCCAAAAACACCCUUGAAGGACCGUAUUUCUCUGCCAUCAAGGAAGAGUUUCUACAUUUAUGCUGGGAUUCUCGCUGUGCUGAAUUUGGUGCAGGGUGUGGGCAGUGCUCUACUCUGUGCUGGUAUCACAGAAGGGUUAUGCUGUGUUGAUGCCACCACCUUCCUCUAUUUCAGCUUCUUUGCUCCACUUAUCUAUGUGGCAUUUUUGAAAAGUUUCUUUGGAUCUGAGCCAAAGAUCCUCUUCUCAUACAAAUGCCAGGUGGAUGAGCCUGAGGAUGUUGAUGUGCACCUCCCGCAUGCCUAUGGUGUGGCCAAGAAGGAAGGCCUGGAUUCCAGUUUCUACUCCAGCACACAGAUUGACACUGCAGCCUAUUUGGAUGACGUGGCCUCCAUGCCCUAUCAUGUGGGCAGCAUUAACAGCAUUGACAGUGACCGCUGGAAAGCCAUCAACUCAUAAGUCAAAAAUCGCUCCCUUCAUCUCUUCUGCACCUCACAACUCCAUAACAGAUUUCUCCUCUAAAACUGUUUUAAUGGGUUAUUACCUUUCCUCUCUGUGUGUAUGUGUUUUAAACAAAAUAUUUAAAUUAUGUAUGGAACAUAAAAUUAGAAAUGAUGGUCUUCCUAGAAGGACAACACUUACCUUCACAAAAGAGCAAACUGGACUUUAUUUUGAAAACAUACAAAUGCUGAAUCUUCAUUUUCUUGCACAUUCCAAGUGCAUGUUGUUGGAUCAACCAGUACACAAGUUUAGAUGUGUUAUUUCCAUACUAUUUUUAAAUUUCCUCAGCAUUCAUGUUUCCAGCAAGACUAAGUUCCCAGCAGAAAUAUUGACUUGACAAAGAACGAGCGGGAGAAUGGGACUGUUUCCUAGAUCACAGGCAACUGUAAUUUGACAGAAACUGGGAAGUGAGAAAAUUUCAAAUGCUUUUGAUAGAAGGAACACUUAUGAUUGAAUUUCAAAAUGUUCUGAUAAUUCUUCAUGGAGAAGCAGGGAGCUAAACUCGGUGUGUACAUGCAUCUGUAUAUAUUUUAUGCCAACUGUGGUAGGAGAAGGAAGCAGAAUAAGUACCAGGGAAGGUUCUCUGUGAAACGUGUUGCUGUGCAACUAAAUACUGAAGCUGGUUGAUGUGCAGCUGUGAGUUUCAUACACUGUAUACGCACUAAGUUUCUGAAACGAAAAGUUAGCCAAGUGAGAGCUACAUAAUGGUGUUCUGUGCUGUGAUGCUAGCAGAACUCUAGAGAAAAUGGGAAAAGAGAAGGGAACAUGGACAAUUCCUAAGCUUUUAAAAUAGAAUAGAAGACCAGUGGAAAAUGGCUUGAAAGCCUGAUUUUGGCACAUUAAGGAUGCUUGGAAUGGCAUCUAAGUUGAGAGUGAGGUUGCAGUUACUAGGCAGUCUUCACUGCAGGUGGGUUUUUCAGUGGAUAAUAGUGGCAGUCGCUCUCAGCCAUAGAUCUAGGCUGUUUAUAAAUCUGUCCAGCAACACAUUCUACUUUCAUGAACUUGUAAUGAGGCUCAUUAAUCUCUGAGGGGAAUGUCAUGCUGACUUGGCUUUCCUGAAGCCCACACUAUCACAUAGCUGGCUAUUCUCUUGGCAAGAGUGGCAAUAGAUAGAUCUACAAUCUUACAGGAGUGGUAAUAAGCAAAUUUACAUGUUUGGACUAUAGUUCCUAGAAAUUCCCAACCUACAUGGCUACUGGCUGAGGGAUUAUGGGAGGCAUAGUCCAAACAUGAAAUGUUUCGAAGUGCAGGGACCUUCUCAGAUUUAAUGCCAGAAACUACAAAGUAGAGGACCUUUAUUUAGUAAUAAUAGCAGCACACUUGGUAAGGGAAUAUCUAAUUCAGAACUGAUUUCAUAUAAUAGAGGCAUGAGGCAAUGACAAUAGCCAGCCUUUGAAGCACCUGUAUUUUGUGUGCUUUGUUUAUGUCACAUUCUGAAUAUACCCCUGACAAAAUUCUUGGCCUUGUAUGAAAUACAGGUAUCCUUCUUUGAGUAAUUGCAGUUAAUUUAAUUUAAAUUUUUUAGAUAUGCAGAUACUUAUUGAAAAAGCAGGGGCACAUGAGAAGUACACAGGGGUUUCUUCCUUCCUUGCUGCUCCUGUUAUCACUAAUGUGGUAAUGUGAUUUGGUGUCAGAUAUGUUCUAUAUGAGUGAUUAAGGAAGUGAUUCUGUAAACUUGGAUGGAGAAGUAAACACCAGGCUUUCAUGUAAAGAUCUUAGGGGUUGAGAAGCAACAAGAACAGAAAGCUCCUUGCUUCUCCUCUCUUCUCCUCUCCUUACGAGUGAAUAUCCCUCCUUUCUUUUCCGUUCCUUUAAGGCACACCAGAAUUCUAAAGACAGACUGACCUUGUUUUUGCUUUGAUUACUUUAAAAAAAACAUUUAAUGGUGUCUCUCCUUUUGAUGACUUAUCAGAGGAGAUCAACAGGAUUGUUGUGGAGAUCAGCACUUUGCCUUUAGUUGCAUUACUGUACAAACUAUCCUUUCCUAAAUGUGUGAAUUUGAUACCACAAUCAUUUAUUCAUACUUGUUGCUGUUAGCAAUGUGAUCUCCUUUAUGGUGAGGUAUCUUUAUAUACGAUGUAGUUUAAGCCUCAUUAAUGCUUAUUGUGCUGGCCAUGGGCGGGCUGGUAGAAUUUUUAUAGCUCACAACUAUACCCACCCUGUCAUACAGUGACCCUUAAAAUAGAAUUCAGCAAAGGGAGCUGUGCUGUUAUCUAGCCUAUUGUAAGAACAUCCUUGCCCCUAAUGUUGCACCUUAGAUUUGUGGAUGUGUGUUUGAGAAGGCUGUAUUCAAUGGAUGCAAGACAUAAGGUUCAGUUCAAGGCUUAUUUAUUUAUUUAUCUCCUUGCAUCCUCAUCAGUGAUAGAUUCAUUCCUUUGACUGAAUUCUGCAUGGUGGCAAAAUGCUGGAAAUGAUCCAGUAUUUGGACUUUUGAUAACAAACUAGUAUUACCUUAAUUACUAUGGAUUCUCUAUAGCUGCAGUUUGCUCCUGUCCAACUGUCUCCAGAUAUAAUGAGCUAUCAUUCUCAACUAUCGUGGCCAAAGGUCAUGGUAGUGAAGAUGAUGUAGUCCAACAUAUCCAAAGUGUACCAGGUUGGGUACAACUGCCGUGUGUGUGUGUGUGUGUGUGUUUGGUUUAGUCUCUCUGCCUGCAGCAGAAUAAGGAAUCCUCAAUAUGAAGAUAUGUUCUUGUGGAGUAAAUCAGUCUGAUUUGGGGUUAUUGUUAACAUUGAUCCAUGCCAACCAAUCACAAAGCUGCAGUCAGUUCUUUCAUUACAAAAUUUUCUUUCCCCCCUUUCUCCUGACAUUUUAGCAUUUUUAUAAACCCACAUUUGUCUUCUGCUGCUGAGGACUAUCUGCACUAAGUGAAGGAAUUAUCUCCUUUCAAGAAUUUUUUUUAAUGUGUAUAUAUUAAAAUGCUUCCAUGUUCAGCACACAGUAAGGUCCUUCAGGAGACAAAUGUUUGUGUUAAUGUGGGUAUGAACAUGUUGCGGGUGCCACGUGAUAGUGGAACAGAGAUUAUAAGUAGAGCAAUGUAUAUUUUUGUCUGUAAAAUAAAUGAACUUUGACAUAAA